Messenger RNA from Darwinula stevensoni, 267 nucleotides. The record is from the annotation of a GenBank genome assembly. Lineage: Eukaryota; Metazoa; Arthropoda; Ostracoda; Podocopida; Darwinulidae.
AUGAAUUUGGCAGAAGUGGACACAAUAAAACGUCACAACUUACCAUGUCUGGCUGUGAUUGGGAAUGAUGGAGGAUGGACACAAAUUCUCAGGGAACAAGUUCCUCGUUUCCAGUCUAGUGUUGCUUGUCUCCUUGAUAUUUGCAUGAACCUGGUGUUGCAGCACAAUGACUAUCACACGGUGACCGAUGGAUAUGGAGGAAGAGGAUUUUGUAUCAAAGAGAAGGCAGAAAUCAGCACAGAAAUCAAGGAGGCAAUGGAGUGGUAA